AGUAGAACAUCUGAGAAGAGAUUUUAUAGACUGUUGAGCCUAAAUGUGAAGCUGAUAGUACUUCGAUUCUGAGAAGCAGAAAGUGAAACCAAGUUCUAAGACUGAACUUUGUAGGUGUGGAACAAUAUCCCUGCAGAUUUCUUUGCCAAACUGAAUGCAAGAUGCCUAAAAAGAAUGGAAGCUGUAAUAAAAGCGUCCGAUAUUCCGAGUUGCGGAAUUCAACGUUUAAUAUGCACUCACUGGCCACUUUAUUAGGUACAGUGUCACUGCAGUGCUGAGAAUGACCCAUCGUCCAAAUAAUACCUGCUCUGUGGGGGUCCUGUAGGGGUCCUGGCCAUUGAAGAUCAGGGAAACCGAGUAUGCAGAGAAACGGAUGGACUACAGUCUGUAACUGUAGAACUACAAAGUACUCCUAUAUGGUCAGUGGAGCUGCUAAAAUGGACAGUGAGUAUAGAUACAAGGAGGUAUACUUAAUGAACCCCCACCCCCCCCAAACUACCUACACACAAUGCUGCACACGUAGACACACACCGCUUAUUGUGAUUGGCUGAUGGAGUGUUAGGGGUGGUGCCACGUUGCUGUGGAGCCGUUGCCUUCACCCUCCACACACACACAUACUGCCCACUUCUACCACAGUAGUGGGCAAAGCAGCACCACACACACACACACAAGCACAUAAAAACACUUCUCCCGCUGGCUGUGGAGGGAGGGAUGCACGGCACGCCACGCGGAGUUUCGCGCCUCCACUAUGCCCACUCUGCUCCAGCCGGGACCCCCGCGCGCGCGCGUGUGACUAUGAUGCGCCAUGGCUUGGUGUGACCGGGGCAUCCAGGUAGUGCUGACCACGCUGGGCGCGUUCGCCGCCUUCAGCCUGAUGACUGUGGCCAUCGGCACGGACUACUGGCUCUACUCGCGCGCGCACAUCUGCAACAGCACCAACAGCAGCAUUGACGAGGCGGACAACCUGCUGCAGCCCAAGAAGACUAAAGGAGACCUCACUCACUCCGGCCUGUGGAGGAUCUGCUGCAUCGAAGGGAUCAACAAAGGAAGCUGUUACCGGAUCAAUCACUUCCCUGAGGAUAAUGACUAUGACACGGACAGCUCGGAGUACAUCCUGCGGAUUGUGCGAGCCUCCAGCCUUUUUCCCAUCCUAAGCACCAUCCUGCUGCUGCUGGGGGGGCUGUGUGUGGGGGUGGGACGUGUCUACAGCAGCCGAAACAACAUCCUCCUGAGCGCUGGCAUCCUCUUCGUAGCUGCAGGUCUCAGCAACAUCAUUGGCAUCAUAGUGUACAUUUCCAGCAAUACCGGUGACCCCAGUGACAAAAAGGGUGAAGACAAGAAAAACCAGUACAGCUACGGCUGGUCCUUCUACUCUGGAGCUUUGUCCUUUAUCGUAGCCGAAGCCAUCGGCGUCCUGGCCGUCAACAUCUACAUCGAGAAGAACAAAGAGGUCCACUUUAAGCGGCGUGAGUUCCUCAAAGGUGCGCCAUCUUCGUCCUCCUCACCCUACACACGCAUCCCCAGCUACAGGUACCGCCGGCGGCGCUCCCGCUCCAGCUCCCAUUCCACUGAACCAUCCCGGGACGCCUCACCUGUGGGCCGAAAGAUGGCCGCCGCCUCCUCGCUGCCUCUGGGUGAAAUCUCCAUGUACACACUGGGAAGGGAGCACCCUUUGAGGCAGGCAGGGGCCCUGGGCCCUUAUAGCCCUGACCGAGAGCCACCCAGCUUCCUGCAAGUCCACAACUGCUUCCCCAAAGACACAAAAGAUGGCGGAAACCGCAGGACCACACCAGUGUGAACACACUGUGGCUGUUUACAAGAUGGCCACCGGUUAAGGUGGUGCUUGGAAGAUUUGGAAAACAGCAUGGUUUCCGUUUGGUGCAGUUAUCAGUGGACAAGUCAUAACAAAUUUGACAAGAGGUUUGAGACCUUUGAGCAAGAAAAAAGAUCUUUGCUUAAUAUUGUAGCAUUUCCAGAGUCAUAUUUGGCUUCGUGGAGCUCCAUACUGUAUAUUUGAAUGCACAGUGACAAGUCCAAGUAGCAAUACAUCUAUGAUGCACUGAACACUGAAAAUAUUAAGCCUUUGCCCCAGUAUUGAUGAAGUACAGUUUUUUUCUCAACUUUUCUUUUUAAAAUGAAUGAUGUACAGUGCCAGUAUGUUUGACUUUGAGACAGUAAAGCGAAGGAACAAAGUCUGCAAGGUGCUAACUUAGUCAAUGUGACAGGAGUUGUGAUCCACUGCCCAAGCUAUUAUCAGGUCCUGCCCCUUUUUUGAUUUUAUAUCUAGUAACAAAGCCAUUUUGUAUAACUGUGUUUUGAACCACUGCCAUAUUGUUUACUUCUGACGUUUACAUUUCAACAAAUCUGUUGAUGUAUAAAACUGUGAACUGUCCUAUGUAAAACCUUGGAGUUAAUUUGAAAACUGAAGAAAAAGUCUUAAAAAAAACAAAAAAAAAACGGGAUGUUCAAGGACUUUCUGCUCAGGGAAGUUAAUAAUUAUUGUUGACUGGACAGAAAUGGAGGUACUUUAUUGAACAGGGUUAAGAUUGAGCCUUUAUGACCUAGAGCAAACUUUGCUUUGAAACAGUAUCAAGGUACUGUUGACAAACUUAUCAGGCCCUAUUAGAGGUCUGCUGCCCAACCUGAGCCUGACAGGAGCCUGCCACAAUAUCAAGUUUUGGGCCAGUUUUUUAUGAUCGACUUUGAGCUAACUUUUCACACACAACAUUAGGUUUGGUCUGGAUAAUUUUCCAGGACAGCAUCGGACCAUUCUGGUUUAUUUUCUAUCGAGUUUUUCUUAUAGAGUAGAUUUGCUAUUUUUUGAUGACAUUUGCCUGCAUGAAACACUUUCUUCAUUUAUCUAUCUAACUACAAUUGAAAGAAGGCUCACAAGAGAGGAACUGUUUCAAAUUCCAUAUAAAUCAGAAACGUCCUCAUUGUGCAAACGUUAUGAACUGGUCCCUAUAUCAGAUGAAGCACUAAGGUCAUGUACACCGAAGAGCUUGCAAGCUAAUUUUGAGCUGUGAGAGCAGGACACGACAUUUACCAUGGAUGCAGGUGUUCAGGAGAAGCUAAUAGCCGAAUGUCAGUAGCCAUGUUUACAUGCAACUUAAUAAUCCGACUAAUAGCUCCAUUGGAAUAGAAUACGUCCAUGUAAACACCUCAAUCGGAAUAGUCUAGUCUGAUUGAGGCCAUUCGGAAUACAGUUUCUAUCCGAUUGAACAAGGUGUGUAAUCCUGUAAAUAAUCCGUUAAAUAGAAGAAUAAUAACGUAAACACCCGUAUCCAAUUACAUUUCCAAUCGGAAGUGUAAGUACAUUCUGCGCAUGUGCGUUUAACAUGGCGGGAGCAGAAACUGGUCUGCAGAGGAGACGAAGUUUAUGCUCUGAUCUUUAAAAGACGGCGGUGGGACGGACGUCCAGCUUAUGUGUCCCAUCCUCUCGCCUCUUCUUUUAUAAGUAUAUGUGAAGUAUGUUUUUCUGAGUCUGACAUCAUUUUAAAGCAAUGAAAAACACAAGUGCGGCAACUGGAGUUCGCUGUCUUGGUAAUGUUUACUCUAAGUGGUUCCCCCACAUGCGCGUCAUUUUCCAUCAGAUUACUUGUAGUGAGCAUGUAAAUGAAGAUUUUCCAUCAAAUUGUUAAAUAGAGUGAGCAUAAACACCUCAGUCUUAAUCUGUAAUUGGAAUGUGUUCAGUAGGAUUGACAAAAAUCUUUGCGUGUAAACACAGCCAAUGUCAGAAUACAUCCUCGAACCAAUUAGCCCUUUAAGGCUGGCACAAAAUAAUAGCUAAACCUGUUCUUCGCUGCUAAUCACAUGCUGUAAAAAAUAUGACCUAACAAAGCCAUAGAUUUUUGUUAGGUUUGUCUCACAGACUACCUUUUUUCACAAGAAAUAUAUGAACUUGGAAUAUAAAUCACACAUUAGAUGCCUUUUAUAGAUACUCUGAAUAAACAACAGAAUAAUAAGCACUCACUGAUCUGAAUUUCGCUCUAUAUGAGCUCUGAAAGGUUCCAACAAUAGAGAAAGGCUCAUGCAUCUUUUAUCCAGUGAUAGGAAACACUGCAAACAGAAAGCUCCGAUUCUACACGCUGAUACAUUUUAAUCUGGCCGAUGUAGACAUACACAUGCCUUCACUCCUCUGGCAACAGAUAUAAAUGAAUUUUAGGGACUACUUUUAUAGGCUGCCUAAGUCAGUGUCAGCUACAACACAAGCUCGGCCUCCAGAUACGUGUGUGGAGUAUCUUCUGGUGAUCAACUGAAAUCUGAAUUUGAAGGUGCAUCAUAACAAAGCAAAUAACUACUGAGAAACCAUGGAGUGCAUGGAGGCAGGCUCAGGUCAGGUUCGGGCUUUACAUUUAGCAGUACCAGUCACAGGUACAGGUCGGGUUCGGGCUUCAAUUGCAUGCCCCUGCAGACCUCUAGUCCCUUCAUCUAAGCCUAAAGUUCUGUUGUUGAACUUAAGCUAAAGAAGCUCUUCAUUUUCACUUCCUCAGUGGGUGUGCUUUAGCACAUAUGGUCCUAACAUUUGGGUAAUUUUCUCUAGUUUGUGCCAUGGGCGGCUCAUGUUCAUUGUGGGUAGAAGGAGGCAUUUGGCUAAUGAAGCAAGCUUGAUUGCCAUACAACACACAGAGUCCAUUCAACGAGAGCACAGAACACAUUACAGCAUCCACAGGGUGUUAAAUUAAUGUGCCACAGCUCUCCAAGCGUGGCGCUGAGCCUACUGCAGCAGUCCCAAGCAUUCUGAGACAUUUGUCCAGGUCUCUGAACAGAGAAAGCUGAGUAAUUAAAAAAAAAGUAAUAACGUCUGGCAUCAGCUGACAAUUACGGAUGGUAACAUUCCAGGGCCAGGAUGCCACAGUCAUUGAGGUGAUGAUAUAACUGCCAAGAAGUCGAUUCGUUAUCAUAUCUUAUUGCUGUGAUCAAUCAAACACGGACAGUUGUUGUUUCUCUGUGGAUGGUGUGAAAUUGUCUCAUAAUAUAACAACAUUACCGCAGGAAAUAUCUUUCUAUUCCCAACAGUUAUUGUCAUGGCAACAGUUAAUAAAGUCAAAGUGAAUUGCGCUCUGAAGUUGCCUAUACUCCUGUUGACGACUACGUGAAGAUAAAAAAAGCUUCUUGUUUCCAAGCUGUCCUGGUAUUACGUCUUUUAACAACUAUUCUAACAAAAAAAAAAAAAACAACAUGCAUACCUGUAAUUUAGCGCUAUGCUUUCUGUUAAUCUAACACAUUUGCAAUACAUGAUUUUUU
Molecule: messenger RNA, 5247 nt
Organism: Pygocentrus nattereri (red-bellied piranha)
Lineage: Eukaryota; Metazoa; Chordata; Actinopteri; Characiformes; Serrasalmidae
Gene: cacng4a
Product: voltage-dependent calcium channel gamma-4 subunit
Exons: 4
Coding region: 806-1798 (330 amino acids)
Biological process (GO): positive regulation of synaptic transmission, glutamatergic; neurotransmitter receptor internalization; regulation of AMPA receptor activity
Cellular component (GO): voltage-gated calcium channel complex; AMPA glutamate receptor complex; postsynaptic density membrane
Molecular function (GO): channel regulator activity; voltage-gated calcium channel activity
Source: RefSeq, a predicted model, not a curated record